AUGGAGUAUCGCUAUAUAACUGGGUUCCGUGAAGGAUCUAAACUAUUAUACAUUGAAUCGCAAAAGUUCUUAUAUCGUUUAAAGUCCAAAAGAGGAGAUGUGCAAGACUACAUUUGUUAUCAAUCAAUAUUGGCGAAACCAAAGAAAAAUCAAACCGAAAAGGAUCAGUGCGAUUGUGGUGCUCGAGUUCGAAUUCAUUCAGACGGAUUAUGCGAAAAGAUACAAAAUUCGAAACAUACGCGUCAUAACAAUCAUGAUCAAAUCGUACGAGGUAUGGAGAAAUCCGACAACAUCAAACAAAGAUUUGUCAAGUCCAAAAUGAUAAUGCAAGACAUAUGGCAUUUGAAAGAGGUUGAUUGGGACAACAAAGUACCGGAAAGCAUAGAAAAAGAAUGGUUGGAACUAUACGCAAAUCUCCCACUGCUAACAGAAUUCAAGAUAAAGCGUUGGUUGAAAACAAAUAGAAAAAAUGAAACACAAAUACAUGGAUUUUGUGAUGCGAGUGGAAAAGCGUAUGGCACUGGAGUUUAUAUCAGAGUGGUAGAUGAAAAUGAUGAAAUUUCAUGCGUUUUGUUGUCUGCCAAAUCACGCGUAGCGCCACUAAAUACGGUAAGCAUUCCGAGAUUAGAACUUUUAGCGGCAGUAAUGCUAAGCGAGCAAAUUGAAGCAAUUGUUGAAGCAUGUGAAUUUCAAGAGAAAGAUAUCACGUUAUGGUCAGACUCAACUGUAGUGUUGAGUUGGAUAAAAAAGGAACCACAUGAGUUGAAAGCGUUUGUUGGAAAUCGGAUAGCAACGAUUCAAGAAAAAACCAAGCUAAUGAAAUGGAAACAUAUACGCACAAACGACAACCCAGCUGAUUUAGUAAGAAGAGGCAUGAAAAUGCAAGAUUUUUUGAAAAGCAAAGAGUGGUUAGAAGGCCCAUCGUGGCUAAAGCAAAAAGAAGCGUUAUGGCCAGAGUCAAAAAUGAUCGUUACUUCCGAAGCAAAAGAGGAAGUAAUGAAAGAGUGUAAAAAGCAAUGCGAUGCACAAACAUUUUUCAUGACUUCCGGAAAAGACCACCUGAUGUUGUAUAAUAAAUUUCAAAGUUGGGACACGUUGAUUAACGUAACAGCAUACGUGCUAAGACUAUGCCACGGUAUAAUGAUGCGUAAUAUUCGAAAAGGCAAUGCAGGCAUGGAAAAGCGUUUCUUAACUUCUGAUGAAAGAAAUAAAGCGGUUGAGUUCAGGGUAAAAUUCGAGCAGAGCAAAACAUUCAGAAAAGAAAUCGAAUGCAUAAAAAAUGAGAAUAGAUUGCGAAUCAAAAGCGACAUUAAUUCACUGCGUCCAAUUUUAGAUGAGAAAGAAAUAUUGCGAGUAGGUGGCAGAAUCGACAAAGCAAAUAUGGCAUAUGAAAGAAAGCAUCAAUACAUUAUACCGCACAAGUCAAGACUUUCAUAUCUUCUUCUCAAGCAUGCACAUGAAGCAACAAUGCAUGGAGGCGCGCAAUUAAUGAUACACUUCUUGCGAAAAAAAUUUUGGAUACCAAAAUUAAGAGCUGAAGCGAAACAGUACAUUAAUACAUGCGUACAAUGCAUUAAACAAGCCCAAAAAACUGCUGAUCAAAUAAUUGGCCAAUUGCCGAGAGUGAGAUUACGCCCAGCGCCAGCGUUUCAGAACGUCGGUGUUGACAUGGCAGGCCCAUAUAGAAUUAAAGCGAUAAGCAAACUAAACACCAAUACACGUGGACGUAAUCUGCCCGAUACAAAAGGCUGGAUCACAGUGUUCGUAUGUUUAGUCACAAGGGCUGUGCAUCUCGAAGUGGCUAAUGGAAUGUCAUCAGAUGAUUUUUUAGAUGCGUAUCAAAGAUUUACGAGCAGAAGAGGCAAUCCCGAAAUAGUUUACAGUGACAAUGGGACCAAUUUCAUAGGCGCAAAUAGAGAAAUUCAAAAAGCGUAUGAGAUAUGGAAGACCGAACAAAUUCAGCAUUAUGUUCAUGCCAAAGGCACUGAAUGGAACUUCAUAACGCCGUCAGCUCCAAAUGAAGGUGGUAUUUGGGAAGCGGCUGUAAAAUCAAUGAAGCACCAUCUAAAGCGAGUAAUGGGUACGCAAAGUUACUCUUUUCAAGGCAUGAGCACUCUCACAUCAAGCGUUGAAGCAUGUCUGAAUUCGAGGCCACUGUGCUCUCUCUCAGAUGACCAUGAAGACAUGGAAGCAUUAACGCCAGCGCAUUUCCUUAUAGGAAGAUCUCUGAAGCUCCCAAUGCAUGAAAAGGCUGACAAGCCACCAUAUAAUAUUAAGCGUUUAUUUCUCCAAAAGCAGUUUCAAAUUCAAGCGUUCUGGAAACAAUGGUCCAAUGAUUAUUUGCAAGCACUCUCUCAAUUACCAAAAUGGAGAGAGGAGCAAGACAAUUUAAGAGUUGGCCAGUUAGUUGUUAUUAAAACUGACAAUGUCCCGCCAACAUAUUGGGCUAUGGGGAGAAUUAAGCAGACGCACGCAGGCAGUGACG
Molecule: messenger RNA, 2485 nt
Organism: Contarinia nasturtii (swede midge)
Lineage: Eukaryota; Metazoa; Arthropoda; Insecta; Diptera; Cecidomyiidae
Exons: 2
Biological process (GO): DNA integration
Molecular function (GO): nucleic acid binding
Source: RefSeq, a predicted model, not a curated record